UUGCCCGAUUUCAGGUAUUUGAAUCAGAAUCCGGAGAACGCAGGUUUGUACCCGAAACUUAAAAGCAUUGACGCAGCCACUAUUGAUCAAACUUGCAGUAAUCCGGGAUUCGAGGCCGUAGCUGGCAACUAUUUGAAGGUGUUUGACGACAUCAUAAGUACAGUUGAAGAAAAACCUGGUGACGUACAGCAGGCAUGCGAUCGUCUGAUGGCAGUGGGAAAAAUGCAUCGCACUAAGGUUUCCGGUAUGCAGAACAGUGCCUUUCAAAAUAUGGAGGACCCCUUCCUCAACAUGGUGAAGGAAGCACUACAGGACCGCUUCAACGAGAAGGCAGAGGGCCUGUUCAGAAAGUUUUUCCAGUUCUGCCUCAAAUACCUGCAGGAGGGUUUUAACGGUUAA
Molecule: messenger RNA, 399 nt
Organism: Cooperia oncophora
Lineage: Eukaryota; Metazoa; Nematoda; Chromadorea; Rhabditida; Trichostrongylidae
Source: the annotation of a GenBank genome assembly